AUGGAUCGAGUACAUCCCUCCACCCAUCGGGCAUUCAUUGCCUUUGGCAGCAAUGUCGGAGACCGCAUUGAUAUGAUCGAAGCUGCUUGCCGCGAAUUGGAGCGCGCCAACAUUCGAAUCAAGCGGACGAGCUCCCUCUUCGAGACAGCCCCGAUGUACGUCCUCGACCAGGACCCCUUCAUCAACGGAGUGUGCGAGGUCGAAACUAGCCUAUCUCCCAUGGAACUGCUGGACACCCUGCAAGCCAUCGAGCUAGGCCUCGGCCGGAAGAAGCUCAUCGACAAAGGCCCACGUUCAAUCGACCUGGACAUCCUCCUCUACGACGAGCAAAUAUUCACGCACGAGCGUCUCGACAUUCCGCACAAACUGAUGCUCGAGCGCGACUUUGUCCUCCGACCCCUCUGCCAGCACACUAAUCCCCCACGAACGCCCCCCUUCCUGGGCCACUCCCAAAGCUACCUCAACCACCUCAGAACCCUCCCACCUCCAUCUCCCACCCCCCACACCACAACCCCCAUAUCGCCCCUCUUCCCCCCAAUCCACAGCACCAACCCGUCCCGCCCAACCCACAUAAUGGCCAUCCUCAACCUAACCCCCGACUCCUUCUCCGACGGCGGCACACACUCCCCUACCGACCUGAGCACCCUAACCACAACAGUCCACAACAUGAUCCGCUCCGGCGCCACCAUAAUCGACAUCGGCGGCGAAAGCACCCGCCCAGGCUCCACCCCGGUCAGCGAAUCCGAAGAACUAUCCCGAGUAAUCCCCGCCAUCAGACACAUCCGAACCACCAUCCCCGAGGCCGCCCACAUCGCCAUCAGCAUCGACACGUACCGGGCCCGCGUCGCCGAAGCAGCCUGCGCCGCCGGCGCGGACAUCAUCAACGACGUCUCAGCGGGUCUCCUCGACCCCGAGAUGCUACCUACCAUGGCGAGGACCGGAAAAUCAGUCAUAUUGAUGCAUAUGCGCGGCACACCCUCCACCAUGACAAAGUUAACCGACUACCCCAACGGAAUCAUCCAAGACGUAGGCAAUGAACUCCUCGACCGGGUCGCCGCCGCAGAAGCAGCGGGGAUUAGACGGUGGAGGAUGAUAUUAGAUCCCGGGUUAGGGUUCGCGAAGAAUGAACCUCAUGAUUUGACUAUCUUGAGGGAGUUGAAUAAGUUGAGGACGGGGAUUGAGGGUCUGGAGUAUUUCCCGUGGUUGAUGGGCCCGAGUCGGAAGAGGUUCGUGGGCAGGUUGACGGGGGUCAAGGAGGCCAAGGAUAGGACUUGGGGAACGGCGGCGACGGUGACGGCGAGUGUUGCGGGGGGUGCGGAUAUUGUAAGGGUGCAUGAUGUCAAGGAGAUGUGGCAGGUUGGGAGGGUGGCGGAUGCGAUUUAUAGGGGGGUGGUUUGA
Messenger RNA from Aspergillus eucalypticola CBS 122712, 1398 nucleotides. Its product is annotated as folic acid synthesis protein. The record is from RefSeq and is a predicted model, not a curated record. Gene Ontology annotation, biological process: tetrahydrofolate biosynthetic process. Gene Ontology annotation, molecular function: 2-amino-4-hydroxy-6-hydroxymethyldihydropteridine diphosphokinase activity; dihydropteroate synthase activity. The transcript is spliced from 3 exons. Bases 1 to 1398 code for a protein of 465 amino acids. Gene Ontology annotation, cellular component: mitochondrial envelope. Lineage: Eukaryota; Fungi; Ascomycota; Eurotiomycetes; Eurotiales; Aspergillaceae.